UACAUUAAAACCUGGAGGCCCCGGUACUUCCUGUUGAAAAGUGAUGGCUCUUUUAUUGGCUACAAAGAAAGACCAGAAACCUCUGAUCACAGCCUUCCUCCACUGAACAACUUUUCUGUUUGUGAGUGCCAGUUAAUGAAGACAGAACAUCCAAAAUCAAACACUUUUGUAAUUCGUUGUCUACAGUGGACAACAGUCAUCGAAAGGACAUUUCAUGUUUCUUCACCUGAAGAGAGAGAAGAAUGGAUGAGUGCAAUUCAGACCGUAGCCAACAGCCUGAAGAAUCAGGAGCUGAAAGAUGAUACCAUGGACAUGUGUGGCUCUCCUAAUGACAGUACUGGUGCUGAAGAGAUGGAUGUAGCAGUGAUGAAGUCCAGUACUAAAGUAACUAUGAGUGACUUUGAGUAUCUCAAGUUGCUGGGAAAAGGAACUUUUGGCAAGGUUAUUCUUGUUAAAGAAAAAGCAACAGGCCGGUAUUAUGCUAUGAAGAUUCUCAGGAAGGAAGUCAUCAUUGCAAAAGAUGAAGUAGCCCAUACACUUACAGAGAGCAGAGUUUUGCAGAAUACAAGACACCCUUUUUUAACAACAUUGAAGUAUGCGUUUCAGACUCAUGACAGACUUUGUUUUGUGAUGGAGUAUGCCAAUGGUGGAGAGCUUUUUUUCCAUUUAUCAAGAGAACGUGUAUUCUCUGAAGAAAGAGCCCGUUUCUAUGGAGCAGAAAUUGUCUCAGCCUUGGAGUAUCUUCAUUCACGAAAUGUGGUCUAUAGAGAUAUAAAGCUGGAAAAUCUGAUGCUCGACAAAGAUGGGCAUAUUAAGAUCACAGACUUUGGACUUUGCAAAGAAGGAAUUUCUGAUGGUGCCACCAUGAAAACUUUCUGUGGGACACCCGAGUAUUUGGCACCUGAGGUUUUAGAAGACAAUGAUUAUGGACGUGCAGUAGACUGGUGGGGCCUUGGUGUGGUAAUGUAUGAAAUGAUGUGCGGACGGCUGCCGUUUUAUAACCAGGAUCAUGAACGGUUGUUUGAGCUGAUUCUGAUGGAGGACAUCCGUUUUCCCCGCACACUCUCCCCCGAAGCCAAAUCCCUACUAGCUGGACUGCUCAAGAAAGAUCCAAAACAAAGAUUGGGAGGUGGCCCAAGUGAUGCUAAAGAAGUAAUGGGACAUCCAUUCUUUGCCCCAGUUAAAUGGCAGGAUGUGCUUCAGAAAAAACUUAUUCCACCAUUUAAACCCCAGGUGACAUCAGAAACUGACACACGAUAUUUUGACGAUGAGUUCACAGAGCAGAUGAUAACAGUAACACCUCCUAAAAGAUUCAGUGAUCCUUUUGAUGCAGAAGAUGAAGACCAGAGAAUCCAUUUCCCACAGUUCUCAUAUUCUUCUAGUGUACGAGAGUGAACCUAGCAUUUCACUGCCCCAAGUUCUGCAAAAAGACUGUCAAAUUCAAGAAUGUUUGGUCGUUUUUUUUUUGUCAGUACCUUAAAUGGUAUCCUGUUAUAUUCUUACAGUGCAGCGAAAGGAAAUCCUCAGUGACGUAAAAAAUUGCUGGAAAAACUUAGAUGAGUUUUGCUACAGAUAAAAUUGUUUUAAGUGUGAUGAUUGCUUUGCAGUUGUAAGCCAUAUUCGAAAUUUAAGUGCUCUUGUGUCAUGUUAUUAUAAGUUUGAAGUACUUUUAUAGCAAAACUAUUUUAUUUAUUGUUUUUUUUUUUUUUUUCACAAGCAGGAGCGAAAGACAUUUUAGUGCUCUUCCUUUACAGUAGAUGGGUGGGUAUUCAUGCCCCUCAGUGGGCAACCAAAUGGCAAAAGCUUUUCCUGUUGCUUUGUUGAAUUUGAUCUACAGCGCCUGUGCUGUGAUUGGUUGCAUUCAUUAUGUAUUCCAAACUACUCUGCUGUGCAGUGUGCAUGCACCAGUUCAAAAUGCAGUCACUUCAUACUUGGCAGGCAUCCUAACUAACUCUUUUUUUUUAAUUAGUUUUACAUUGAUUAGGAAAAUAGAUUUUAUCAAAAUGAAUUUAGUAUCUUUUAAAAAGUUUAGUGUGUUUAAUGUUUAAAAACUGACAUGUGCUGUAUUUUAUAGAAAUUAAUUUUAAUCUGAAAA
This is a messenger RNA of Protopterus annectens (West African lungfish), 2095 nucleotides long. It is a transcript of the gene AKT2, whose product is annotated as AKT serine/threonine kinase 2. Gene Ontology annotation, molecular function: protein serine/threonine kinase activity; ATP binding. The record is from RefSeq and is a predicted model, not a curated record. Bases 136 to 1395 code for a protein of 419 amino acids. NCBI's taxonomy places the organism in Eukaryota, Metazoa, Chordata, Ceratodontiformes, Protopteridae. Gene Ontology annotation, biological process: protein phosphorylation. The transcript has 12 exons.